GCCGGCUCGGUUCUCUUUCAAUCGCCUGUCGCGCACGCGUCUCCUGCCGGCCUGUUCUGCGCAUGCGACCAUCCGUGGCCCGGCCCUUGCGGUGGGCGAUUCUCUCUGGCCCGCCAUGCAUCACCAGAUCCUCCGCGCUGGCUCGAAACGGAGCCGGUCUCUCACAUUCUAGCCAUGCCCGCAGAUUGACUCCACGGGGACUUUCAUGCCGCUAUUUCUCGAUCUCCGCACCGGCUCGGUCGGUUAACGACGCGGAUUCCACAAUUUAUGCGCUUUCAACCGCCUCCGGACGGGCUGCCAUCGCCGUCGUGCGAGUGUCAGGUCCUGCCUGUGUGCCUAUUUACGAAUCGCUAUGCCCUAACAAACCGCUCCCCCAACCCCGCCUUGCCGCCGUCCGCACCCUGUAUUCUCCCACGCGACGGCCGCCUUCCUCCAACAACGUUCUGGAUGCCAGCGCUCUAGUCCUCUGGUUCCCGGGUCCCAGAACAGUCACCGGUGAAGACGUCCUCGAGCUCCAUCUCCAUGGAGGACCGGCUAUCGUCAAGUCCGUCCUGACGGCGAUAUCUCGCUCAGAUGGUCCGAAGUACACGGUCCGGUACGCCGAACCGGGCGAAUUCACCCGUCGGGCCUUCAUGAACAACCGAUUGGACCUCCCCCAGAUCGAAGCACUGGGCCAUACAUUAUCUGCGGAGACGGAACAGCAGCGGCGUCUGGCCGUCCGGGGCGCCAGUGAUGCUCUGUUCAAACGAUACGAGGCAUGGCGGCGGCAGUUGCUGUAUGCGCGCGGCGAGCUGGAGGCGUUGAUCGACUUCUCGGAGGACCAGCACUUCGACGAGUCCACCCGCGAGCUGGUGUCCUCUGUUGUUGCGCAGGUGAAUGGACUGCGGCAGCAGAUCGAAAUGCAUAUCAUGAACGCAUCCAAGGGGGAGCUGCUGCGGAACGGGAUCAAGAUCGCCCUGCUCGGGGCCCCGAACGCGGGAAAGAGUUCCCUUCUCAAUCGCAUCGUGGGCCGGGAAGCCGCCAUUGUCAGCACAGAAGAAGGAACCACGCGCGAUAUCGUGGACGUCGGGGUUGAUAUCGGGGGAUGGUAUUGCAAGCUGGGCGACAUGGCGGGGAUCCGCUCCGAGACUAUCAGCAAUCUGACGGGACAGAAAUCGGUGGUGAUUGGCGCCGUCGAACAGGAGGGCAUCCGGCGUGCCAAAGCCCGCGCGUUGGAGUCCGACGUGGUCAUCGUAGUCCUUGCAGUUGAAGACGCAGGCCCAGCAGACGAGUUGCCGUUUCGCUUGGCUGUCGAUCCCGAGGUUGUUGAAGCGGCCAUCGAAUGUGCGCGCGCGCACAAGCGCAUCGUUGUGGCCGUUAACAAGUCCGAGCGGCUGCCGCACGAGUAUGUGGGCAUGAAGAAGCAGUUGUUCGAGGGGAUUGAACGGCUCUUCCAUGUGCCAUGUGAGAGCAUCUUCAAAAUCUCCUGCCUGAAUGGCAUCCUGUCAGAGUCCGGUCAGGAAGACCCGGGCCAAAUCCAGGCAUUCCUCCGCGGGUUAAUCAAGACGUUUGAAGAGAUUGCUUCUCCCGCUUACAUUGACAGGGACGAGCACAGACAGUACGAUAGAUCGUAUUGGGAAGACUCUCUGGGAGUGACACACCGACAAAGCUCGAAUCUACAAAGAUGCAUGGCUCAAUUGGACGCAUUCCUAGCCCAGGCCGACCCUCCUUCAUCCAAUCCCCACCACGAAGCCAUGAGCGCCACACCCCCUGUCCAUGCUGAUGUCUUACUUUCUGGCGCCAGCCAAGAUCCCGAGACUGUCGAGAUGGAAGUGGACAUUGUUACUGCCGCAGAGCACCUACGGGAGGCUGCAGACUCCCUGGCCAAGAUCACCGGCAGAGGCGACAGUGGAGACGUGGAGGACGUCUUGGGGGUUGUCUUCGAGAAGUUCUGUGUCGGCAAGUGAUGAGGGAGGACACAUUAAAUUCGACUCGACUCGACUCCGAUGGCCAUGCUGCAAUGUGUCUGGUCACGUCCUCAUCCAGACUAAACCAUGACUUGUUGAACCUCCACGUCCAUAUCCACAUCCAAUUACACGCUCAUUUCACAAUGCGCGUCCACCGCUGCUGAUAUUGCAGCCGGGCACUGAUCGUUGCAGCCCCCACGACCACAACCUCGACCCUGCAAGAGCGACAGGGCAGGAACCAGCGGCGAGACCGCCAUCGAAGCCUCGGGGGCGUUGUACGCUCCUCGACCCAUGAUGAAAGAGACAGGUCGGGUCAACGAGACGAGCCAGGCUAGUCAAGAAAGAGGGAAGAAAGAGGGCCGCCAAAAUCCAACUCUCAAUUGUAUAGUAUUUAUUAUCGGAAGACAGUGUACUGAUAUUGAUAGAGAUAAGUAGAGGUGGGUAUAGCAGCGAUAGUGAAUAUAUAGAGACGCGAGAAAAGCAAUCGCUU
Molecule: messenger RNA, 2436 nt
Organism: Aspergillus heteromorphus CBS 117.55
Lineage: Eukaryota; Fungi; Ascomycota; Eurotiomycetes; Eurotiales; Aspergillaceae
Product: tRNA modification GTPase
Exons: 3
Coding region: 63-1946 (627 amino acids)
Biological process (GO): tRNA methylation; tRNA wobble uridine modification
Cellular component (GO): mitochondrion; cytoplasm
Molecular function (GO): GTP binding; protein binding; GTPase activity
Source: RefSeq, a predicted model, not a curated record